AUGUCUCUGUUCUUUGUCCCUGAUUAUUUUCUCUUCAAAAUCAGACACUCCGGACUUCACAAGGACGCGCCAGACAGAACGCUAUUUUCAACAUUUGUUUCAUUUAUUUCUUCAUUUUAUAAUGUUUCUUCUCAGAGGUGUAAGCUCAUUUUUAUCUCUCUCUCUCCCUCUCUCUCUCUCCCACUCUCUCGCUAUCUUUCUCUCGCACUCUCACUUCCUCCCCUCUCUCCCUUUCUGUCUCUCAUUCUCUCUCUCCCGUCUCCCUCUCUUUCUCUCUCUCUAUCGCUCUCUCUUUCUCUCUCCCCUCUCCAUCUAUUCCCUCCUCUCUCUCUAUCUCUCUAUCGCUCUCUCUUUCUCUCUGUCUUUCUCUCUCUCCCCUUUACCCUCAUUCUCUCUCUCUCUCUCUCUCUCACUCUCACACGCACACACACACACACACACACCGCCACCUUUUGUUAUACGAAAAUUGCUGACUCUUUCUCUCUUCAGUCUUUAGGGAUAUCUUUCUGCGAUUGUAUUGUUCCUUAUUUUCUACUUUUUCUUCUUCUUUGUUUUACACCAUCUUUUACACCUUCUCCUCCUCCUCGCAUUUGGAUUCUUUUUUUUUUCUUCCAAUUUUCCGUUACACCUUCAUCAUCAUUAGAAAUUCUUUCUUCUUCUUCUUCUUUUUCUUCUUCUUUCAUCAUUCAAGAGCCUUACCUUCCCAUAUCAUUUUUCUUCUUCAUAUAUAUACCUUCAUAUAAAUCUUAUAAUCCUCUUUCUUCUUAUUCUUCUUCUUCUUUGAUUCCCUAA
Molecule: messenger RNA, 792 nt
Organism: Acanthosepion pharaonis
Lineage: Eukaryota; Metazoa; Mollusca; Cephalopoda; Sepiida; Sepiidae
Source: the annotation of a GenBank genome assembly